GAGGGAGGGAGGGAGGAGUGUACUGAGCUGAGAGAAAUCUGUCAAAUUCAAACACAUCGCUCUCUGUGUGUGUGAUAGAGAAGAGAGGAGGAGAGCUGAGGAACACAUAGAAAGAGAGAGGAAGACCACAGUGUGAGGUCAGUUUACCUAUGGAUCAGCAUUUACACCAGAAGCCCAGGGGAUUCUACAGACACACUGACACCAUUGACAUCCCCACUACAUGCAGCCAACCUAUGCCGAUGCUCUGCACACAGUUGUAGAGGAUCAAACGCCAAGGGGUCAGAGGUGAAAGAUCACAGACUACAGAGUCGGAGCAGGCACUGAGGUCGAAAGGUUUCGGGAGCGGAGACUGUGAGGCCACGGGAAGAAUCGGGGUUCAAGAAGGAAGGUCUCAGUGACAGACAGAGUCAAGGGGUCAAAGAUGAUGACGUCACAUGGAAAACUGAGGAAGGAGAAGGGGAGUCUGGCUGAGUACGAAUCACAGAUGAAAGACCUGCGGGCCCAGCUGACCGACCAGAUCAAGAUUUUAGACUUGCAGGUGGAGGUGAAACAGCAGCAGCUCUCGGACCUCUCUGAGUUUCUUCGGCGUCGAGGUGACAUUGAGGCUGAAUAUGCUCGAGCCCUUGAUAAACUUACUGAGAGAUUCACCCACAAGACUAAGAAGAAGGAGCAAUGGGGCCAAUCUGUGUGUCAGGUCUGGUCUGUUUUACUGACUCAGACUCGUCUGGAGAGCCGGGAACACGCAGCACUCGGUGACACCUGCUGCAACACACUCACGCAGCGGCUGACACACAGUGCGGAGGAUACACACCGUCUGCACAAACGGAGUAAAGAAGUUGGCGUCCAGAUGCAGGAUGAGUUGCUAAAGGUCACUACUGAGCUGCAGACGGCUCUGAAGACAUAUAACCAGUACCACACAGAUUGUCUGAUAGCUGAGGGGAAACUGAAGGAAGCUGAGCGGUUGGAGGAGAGGCAAACCGGCAAGUCAGCUGAGCUCGGCCUCGGCCAAUCAGGAGGACAGAGACGGAGUUCUGUCAAGAAGAUGGAGAGAUUAAUGGAGAAAAGGCAUGGCAGGGUGCAGGAGACCCAGCUGAAGUGUACCAAGGCUCGUAAUGACUACCUGCUCAAUCUAGCAGCAGCCAAUGCAGCCAUGAACAAGUACUAUCUGCAGGAUGUCAGCACUCUCAUCGACUGCUGUGACCUGGGUUUCCAUCUGUCCAUGGAGAGGGUGAUGAAGUGCUACCUGGCCUGUAGAUGGCGCAUCCAGAAGACAGAAGAGACAGGCCUUAAACAGCUGGAGGCCACUGUGACAUCCCUGGACCAGGGUGGAGAUAGAGAUGCGUUGCUACAGCAACACGACGCCGCUUUCUGCCUUCCAUUCAGAUUCAACUAUCACCCACAUGAGGGAGACCAGGUGUGUGAAGUGAGUGCGGAGAGUCAGGUGAGGUACGAGCUGGAGACCAGGUUCCAGCAGCUUCAGUCUCGACUUGCUGCCGUUACCUUGGAAACAGAAGAGGUCAAUAAAACCCUUAAAGCCACACUCACAGCCCUGCUGGACAGUAUGUGUGAAAGUGACUCUAACCCCUCCCCCGAUGUGCUGAGCAGCCUAUCACAGGAGCCCCCUGGAGGAAACACUGCCCCAAAACUUACUCUUGCCAAGCGUCGAGCCAAUCAGCAGGAGACAGAGACCUACUAUUUCACAAAAGUGAAGGAGUUCCUCACCAGCAGUUCUCUGGCCUCCAAACUUCAAGCCAAACAUGACCUUCUACAAGAUGCCAUACAGAAAGCUGAGGCUGUCGACAGUGACCCUUCCAGAAUGCAAUGUGCUCGGUCAGUGCGUGUUCGGAAGUCCAGACCUGUUUCCCAAUUCUGCCACACACUCUUCACCACAGACAUUAUCUCCUACAUACAGAGCUCUGGGCAGCAGAUUCCUGUGGUGGUUGAAAGCUGCAUCCGUUUCAUAAACCUCCAUGGCCUCCACCAUGAAGGGAUAUUCAGAGUUCCUGGUUCACAAAGGGAGGUUAACCUCAUCAGAGAUGCAUUUGAGAGAGGAGAAGAUCCUCUGUCAGACAGUGAGUGUGACCUGGACUCCGUGGCUGGUGUGUUGAAGCUCUACUUCAGAGGCCUUGAGCCUCCUCUCUUCCCUUAUGACAGUUACUCUCAGCUGCUGGAGUGUGUCCAAAUCGAGGAUGUGACAGAGAAAGCUGCCCAGAUUAAAGCGAUUGUUUCCACCUUCCCACGGCCACUCCUCAUUGUGCUGCGAUACCUUUUUGCUUUCCUCAAUCAUGUGUCUCAGUACAGUGAUGAGAACAUGAUGCAGCCCUACAACUUGGCCGUUUGCUUUGGUCCGAGCCUGCUGAGAGGGAUAGAUUCUGAUGACGCUGUUGCUAGGCAGCCACAGGUCAAUGACCUUGUCAAAACUAUGAUCCUCCAACAUGACAUCAUCUUUCCAAGUCAAUCAGAACUGCCGGGCCCUGUUUAUGAGAAGCACAUGACUCUGGAGCAGGAGUACUGUGAACCAAUCACAGAGGAGGGAGAGGGAGAGACUGAGCAUAUGCCCAGCGAGGACGAGUGGGAGGCGGUGGCUAUGUUUGACUACGUGGCAAGAUCUCCAGCUGAGCUGUCCUUCAAGCAGGGAGACCUUCUUAUCCUUCACAGCAAGGCCUCCUGUGAUUGGUGGAGAGGCGAAGUAGGAGGGGUCAAGGGCCUCAUUCCUCACAAAUACAUCAGUGUACUGGAAGGGUCAGAGCGAGGGAAAAGAGAGGAAGGAGGAGGAGGAGGAGGAGGCAGCACUGGAAACCUGUCAGCAGAAGAUCCACAGACAGAGAAUACAACUCGGAUGCGGGUAAACAGUGACAGCGCUUCGUUGCCUGGGAGACAGAGAGGAAGUGAGGGGAGUCCCAGUCGAAAGCCACCAACCUCCCCUGCCACCCGACACCUGCCAGUGUCUCAGGAGCGAAGACACACUUUGGACACUGUGAGACAGGGUGGCUUCAGACCCACAGACAGACCAUCAUUUGGUCAGACAGAGAGAAUAGUCGUUGAUAAGGAGAUGAUCAACCGUCAGAUGAACUCCGUGUUCAAGGAGCUCCUGUCUCGCCAGCCUCCCGUGCAGCAGUCCACCCUUGCCACCCCUGUCGCUCCUGCUCCCUCGUCCUCCUCCUCGUCCUCCUCUUCUUCCUCUCUUCCUCAAGCUGCCCCUGCUGCCAAAAAAGUAGGAUUUGGCAUCAGAGGGCGUGCCCUAUUCAGACCCGUGGACUAAGAGAGUGGAGAGGAGGACUGGAAUUAUUGGUUCUUUGACAUUGGUUAUUUGACGAGAAUGAUUAUGCUGAUGCCGAUGACACAUUCGGUGAAGAUCUCGAUUUAUUUUUUUGACACGUGUAUAAUAAUCGCGUCUCUGCCAUCUCAUAGUGCCACUAGUCUCGGUGCCGUGUUAUUGUAUGUCCAGUGUAUCUGUUUUUCAGCUGAUUUUUAGUCUUUUCAUGUUCUGGUCUGUUUUUGUUCUCCAGGCUUUUGCAAUUUUUGGAGAAUCAGGGAUGUGACAUUGCCAGUGAUAUCACCAGACUGACUUUUUAAAGUGGUUGCCAUGAUAAAAUAACAACAAAAGGCUUAAGCUGCCUCCUAGUGGCUCACCCUUAUAAUGUUUAUUUUACUUUAAAAAAGAAAAUUAAUCUUGGGCCUGAGUGCCUUCACAUUCUUCACAUUUAUUUCACUUGAAAAAGAACUGAUAGGUUUGAACUCUGCAUAUUAUACUGAAAAGAAAAUGGGAUCUUUGAAGAUGUUUAUGGAACCCCAGAGUGUUCAAUAUUAAAUAAUGAAAUGAUUAAAUAAUCAUAUAGAUAUAAAAUGUAAAGCAAAUAUGCAGAAACCAACAUUUGGGAAAUAACUGAAGAACUUUUCAAAACUCAACUCAUUAUUUUGAAAUGUCUUGUGAUCAUUAUUUUUAGUAAUAACCUAUUUUGCCCCUUUUCAAAGAACUUACUUCAUAAAGACAUUUUACUUCAUGCCAAGAUUUAUUUUAUGUUGUCCCUUUUCAUGACAGUGCUGAUGUCGCCUCUCACCUUUGAGCCAAUCCCCCUGUCUCUUAACAUAGCAAAUUUGUGCUACAAGAUUAGCAGUUAGCUCCUGUCAACAAUAAAAUGUUACUCUGAAUCUGCUAACUACAGGUUGCUGCUGUAAAUAAACAGCACACAGACACAAUAACUAAACUUCUGUAGCCUUUGAGCCUAAUCAGGCUGCUGUCACUACUGACUUAAUAGGCCAACUUGGUAAACUUGUGAUUUUAAAGCCAACGGAGAUAGCAGUGUUACCUAGCUAAAAUGCAACAGUGAAUGUUAGCUAACACCCACUGCUGCCAUUAAUAUUGUAUGCUCACUUUAAUGCUGAGGGAGAUGUUAGUUUCUGUGUUUUGUGUGUACUGUGUUUAUUUACAGUAGAAGCCAGUUAGUUGAUUCAGAAAUGCUUUAAUGUCGUUGUUACCUUAGCUAAUAGAAACUAACUGGCUCUGAUAGCAGUUGUUGAGCUUGCAGGGGAUACACUACUGCUAUGAAAAAUUAUGAACAGUGGCGAUAUAAACAUUUCUAAUAUGAAAUAAAAAUGAAGUUUUAGAAAAGUCUGUUACCCCGAUGUCAUCACUUAUGAAAAUAAGUGAAUAAAAUAUUACACAAUGAUUGAGUUUUUAAACAUUUCUUAAAUUAUUAAAAAAAAAGAUUGUUUCAUUUACAUUUACAGAAAGUAUUCAGAGGAAUAUUUUAUAAUUAAUUUUUGUUUGAACAUUUUGGGGCCUGACAGAUGUUAGCUGGGAAAACCAUAAACAGCAAAGCCAGUACUUUAUAGUAGCAUGCAGUGUUAGCACACAUAAAACACACAUAGACCAAGAUGAAAAAUUCCCCUUCAUAUGUGACACAAGGUCUGAUAAACAGGCCAAUACUCAGGGCUUUUGCAGAGGUAGAGACAGGGCCAACUCAGGUUUGGCUUUGCAGAAAAAAGUAAGAGUUUCUCACUCAGGGCUUUGGUUGUCUUACCCUUCAGCUGGAAACUGUGCCCUAGCCUGAAGAGCCAAAAUGGCCCCCAUAUCAGAGAGGACUGCGUGAUCUUUUCUGGUUUAAACUGUGAAUGCAAUGGUGAAAUUUUGGAGCCAUGGUUGAAACUCUUGUCUCAUUCAUCCACACAUUUUGGCCACAUGACUAUAUCUAGAACCAUCCACAGGUCCCAUUUGAAGGUCUGUUUCAGGAUUUUUGAAGUGCAAUGUACAAUUACUUUAAGUCCAAAAGCAUUUCAAAUGUUUUUACAUAUGGCAUCUCCCCUCUGUUGUGUUUCAGUAUUGGAAAUAUAGAUGUAGAAUCCUUUUAUAAUUGAUUCUGCUUCUAUAAUUAAAACACCUUGCCUGAUAUCAGACUGAAUUGUCAACUCGUUACAGAGUGGAUUGAUUCAAAGGUCUGGGUCCAGGCAAUAUAAACACCCUGUUAUUCUGGAUCUGUUUGAUGAUGUCACUAAAUUUACUGUGUCCAAUUGUGUAUGUGGUUUAAAAAAAUGUGAAUACAAUAAAGAUGAUAAAAUGAUGAAUGAUCAA
This is a messenger RNA of Scatophagus argus, 5572 nucleotides long. It is a transcript of the gene arhgap4b, whose product is annotated as Rho GTPase activating protein 4b. Gene Ontology annotation, molecular function: protein binding. The coding region runs from base 422 to 3262 and encodes 946 amino acids. The transcript has 24 exons. Gene Ontology annotation, cellular component: cytoplasm. The record is from RefSeq and is a predicted model, not a curated record. Gene Ontology annotation, biological process: negative regulation of cell migration; signal transduction. Lineage: Eukaryota; Metazoa; Chordata; Actinopteri; Scatophagidae.